This is a messenger RNA of Emiliania huxleyi CCMP1516, 1824 nucleotides long. RefSeq lists its product as hypothetical. The record is from RefSeq and is a predicted model, not a curated record. The transcript is spliced from 7 exons. Lineage: Eukaryota; Haptophyta; Isochrysidales; Noelaerhabdaceae. Bases 10 to 792 code for a protein of 260 amino acids.
CGAGCGGUGAUGAGAGGAGGCAUCGUUGGGGCGGCGGCGCUGCUGCUCCUGGGCUGCUCCGCCUACCAGCCUGGCGCGCCGCACGGGCCGCCGCUCCGCCAUCAGCGCAGCCGGGCAUCGACGCUGUGCGCUGAUGGCAGCGCACCGGGGGCAGACGGCGGCGAGGGGGCCGCGCCGAAAGACUCGGCUGCAGCAGAGGAGGAUUCGCUUGCUCGCGAUCUUGCGGAAGAGAUUGGCACGCGGGAGUUCACCUCCGAGCUCUACGCGCACCUGCAGCGGCGACCUGACUACGAAACUUCUGAGCUGUACAAAGCUCUGCGGAACCGGAUCGACGUCGUCGACCCAAUCUACUCCAACCUGGAGGAGGCAAAGGGGCGCGAGGCGGCGGUGCCAACGCCCGGGCAGACCCCAGGCGAGAUCAUCGACCUGGUGCUGAUCGCUCUCCGCGAGGACCGCGCGGAUCGCAGUAACCCUGCCGCGGGCGUCGAGACUCUCAUGCGCUUCUCGGGGCCUGGCUCGAGCAUCCACAUGGGCUCCUCGGUCACGGCUCCGAUGCUGCUCGGGUACUUUCAAGACUCAAAGUACGCUGUGCUGCUGGACUGGGUGUCGGUCUCGUACCCGAAGAAGCUCGAGCUGUCCAUCGACAAGAAGAAGGCGCUGCAGCAGUGCCUGCUCCGGGGCAGGAGUGGCGAGGCCGUGCCGGUGACCUUCCAGUUCACAAAGCACGAGACGGUCGACGGGCAGAUCUGGCUCAUCGACCAGGUGCUCGUCAAGGGCGUCUCCGCCGACUGACGAGGCCACCAGGCUUGCCGCCGCGUGCUUUUGCCCAGUGCAGGAGGGGAGGCCGACCGCCACGCACCGCGGCAUGGUAGACGCCCUUGUUUGCUCCUAGAACGCCCUCGCACCGCAGCAACGCGUCACAUAAUACACGUCCGAGCACAACACAUAUUGGCUCCGCUGUCCACAAGGUACGCCGUGUACGCGAUUUCUCUAGAGUUUUUUACGGCGCGAUUUUGUCCGAGAGGGCACGAUGAUCGAUGACCGUGUGUGUGUUGUGAGAUGCAACCAUAUGUGUGUAUGCGCGAGGCUAUCCUCUCUCUUCCACCACCGGAUCUACAUCUGGGUGCGACAAGCCGCGAGUGGCACAGAAGUGGUGACUGGUGUCCCCCCCCGGGCGAGGCGGCGUCGCGGCGUGUGCGCUGGGUGGGGCCGCCGCGGUCCCGCGGAUCGGGCCAAGCUGAUGACCUCUUCUACACCCCUGGCCCUUCCCGGCAUGCGAGACAUGCACGGCACGCAUAAGCUGCCUCCGUUGCAGCCCAGUAGCGUAGUACGAUGCACCCUGGUCCCUGCACGAGCAGCGCCGAGGCUCGGGCCUGAGGCGCGGCGGCGAUGCUCUCGUGUCUCCUCCGACGCUCGUCCUCGUGUCCGAUGCCUCCCCUCUAGCGGAGGGCGAGGACGACCGCCACGUAGAGGAGGUAUUUGGCGAGGAAGAAGAGGAGCUCCAUCGGUUGCAUCAGCUGCCGGUCCGCCACGCUGACGAUGGCAGCGACAAGCAUGGGCGCGCCGGCCAAGCCGAACGUCGCGGCGUCGCGGAGGGACGUGGCUGGGGGGGCACCCCGCCACGUGGCGGGGGGGGGAGCCCGCCCGCCAGAGGAGGGAGGCGGAGGUGUAUCAAUCACCUUAUGCCCGCCAGAGGAGGGAGGCGGCGCCGCACGCCAGCUCUCCCCUCCGUCGCUAGCCUGCGAGCCCCACGCGCCUGCCCCCCCCUCGACGGGGGCGACGGGGGCGACCGGGAAUGGGGGCUGCUGCGGGGGAGGCGGCGGG